Messenger RNA from Guillardia theta CCMP2712, 831 nucleotides. RefSeq lists its product as hypothetical. The annotation marks the transcript as partial. Lineage: Eukaryota; Cryptophyceae; Pyrenomonadales; Geminigeraceae. The record is from RefSeq and is a predicted model, not a curated record. The transcript has 7 exons.
UUUUCCUGGGGUUUCAACAAUGAUGGAGCUCUGGGCCUCGGGACCACAGAUGCUGUUGGAUCGCCCUGUCCAAUCAUAGCCCUCCAAGGACUGCUGGUGGUCAGUGUGGCGUGUGGUGGAGGGUCGGAGGAGCAGCACUCAGCAGCAGUUACGGAGCAGGGGCAGGUCUACACGUGGGGGUCUGGGAAGAGUGGGCAGCUGGGUCAUGGAGAUAGUCAGAAUUUGGUUCUGCCGCGACUGAUCGUCGGCUUGCAAUCAAACCCGAUAGUGGAGGUUGCGUGCGGGUCGGCACACACGGUGGUUGUUUCCAAGGCAGGGCUUGUGUUCGCGUGGGGCUGGGGACAUUUCGGACAGCUAGGAGUCGGCAGCACACACAACUCCAACGACCCUGUCCAAGUCACUUCUCUUGACGGCGUCAAAGUCUGUAAGGUCGCAUGUGGAUCCGCACAUACGGCUGUCGUGACAGAGAGCGGCCACGUGUACACCUGGGGAUGGGGAGUGAACGGACAGCUCGGGCAUGGCGAUGACGCGAGUCAGUCGCGUCCCAUGUACGUGAAGAAACUGCAUGGAAUCUACGUCUCAACACUUGCUUGUGGCCUCGCACAUACGGUUGUCGUCUCUGAAGUGGAUCGUGCUGUUUUCUCUUGGGGCUGGGAUGAGUACGGACAACUUGGUCAUGGCGGUUGGGACAUCUUCGGUGGAAACAAGAAUAGAUCUCCUCGUCCCAUCAAAGAUCUCCAACAGAUAGCAUGUGGCAGCUCCUACACUCUUGCCUUGUCGUCUCGUGGAGAUGUAUACGCGUUUGGGUGGGGGAAAGAUGGGCAGCUAGGU